AUUUUGUUACUUUUUAACGUGGAUGCCCGAAGAAAAAUUCAUUACGAGCUUGUCUCUACUCGAAGAACACUCCUCGAUUGCAAAUUGUAAUAACCCUAAAAAUGACUCAUUUGAACUUCGAGACUCGCAUGCCUCUUGGAACAGCCGUCAUCGAUCAAUUCCUGGGACUUCGCCCGCAUCCCACAAAGAUCCAGGCGACCUAUGUGUGGAUCGAUGGAACUGGGGAGAAUCUGCGCUCAAAGACACGAACAUUCGAUAAACUUCCGAAGAGAAUCGAGGAUUAUCCAAUCUGGAAUUAUGAUGGAAGCUCGACGGGACAGGCAAAGGGACGUGACUCGGAUCGUUACUUGCGUCCAGUCGCCGCUUACCCGGAUCCAUUUUUGGGCGGUGGGAAUAAGUUGGUGAUGUGUGACACGUUGGAUCAUCAAAUGCAGCCAACAGCAACCAGCCAUCGUCAAGCCUGCGCCGAGAUCAUGCAUGAGAUCCGUGACACCCGCCCGUGGUUCGGAAUGGAGCAGGAAUAUCUGAUCGUCGACAGAGAUGAGCACCCACUCGGAUGGCCGAAACACGGAUUCCCGGAUCCACAGGGAAAGUACUACUGUAGCGUAGGAGCUGAUCGUGCGUUCGGGAGAGAAGUCGUCGAGACACAUUACCGGGCUUGUCUUCACGCCGGACUCAACAUUUUUGGAACAAAUGCCGAAGUGACUCCAGGACAAUGGGAAUUCCAAAUUGGAACCUGCGAAGGAAUCGAUAUGGGAGAUCAGUUGUGGAUGUCGAGAUACAUUCUGCACAGAGUUGCUGAACAAUUCGGUGUCUGCGUAUCCCUUGAUCCCAAACCAAAGGUCACCAUGGGAGACUGGAACGGAGCCGGAUGCCACACCAACUUCUCGACUGCCGAAAUGCGUGCUCCAGGUGGAAUUGCUGCGAUUGAAGCCGCCAUGACAGGACUCAAGCGGACACAUUUGGAGGCGAUGAAGGUGUACGAUCCACAUGGUGGAGAAGACAAUCUUCGUCGUUUGACAGGACGUCAUGAGACAAGUUCGGCUGACAAAUUCUCAUGGGGAGUCGCCAAUCGUGGAUGCUCAAUCCGUAUUCCGAGACAGGUGGCUGCGGAGAGAAAAGGAUAUCUGGAGGAUCGUCGUCCGUCAUCAAACUGCGAUCCUUAUCAAGUGACUGCGAUGAUUGCACAGAGCAUUCUCUUCUAGAAUCAUGUCGGUUAAGAUAUCCAGAACAAAGAAAUACACCUAUUUGAAUUGAACGGAAUAAAAUAUUCAUGAG
Messenger RNA from Caenorhabditis elegans, 1278 nucleotides. It is a transcript of the gene gln-2, whose product is annotated as putative glutamine synthetase. Gene Ontology annotation, molecular function: glutamine synthetase activity; catalytic activity. The transcript has 4 exons. Gene Ontology annotation, biological process: L-glutamine biosynthetic process. Bases 102 to 1205 code for a protein of 367 amino acids. NCBI's taxonomy places the organism in Eukaryota, Metazoa, Nematoda, Chromadorea, Rhabditida, Rhabditidae. The record is from RefSeq and is marked reviewed. Gene Ontology annotation, cellular component: cytoplasm.